AUGUCUAAACUUGUCUUCUAAGAAUUAAUUAAAGCAGAACUUAAUAAUUUUACAACGUUUAUUACUGUUGUAAGUGUAACAGAGUAAUAAAAUACCUUUGUUUUAGAUGAACUUUAUAAAAUGAGGCAUUUAAUGCUGUUAAAUGAAGUUUUGGCGGCCCCUGCUGUUUAGUGGUGAACUGCAGUUACGCUACGUUUGGUCUUUCUGAGCCACCGUACCUCAGCAGCGGUCUGUGUGUUCCUGUGCUGCGGAAAUUAAAAUAUUAUAGGAUUUCUCCUGAAAUCUAUGAAAGAGGUGAAACACAAGCCAUCCUGAGGAAUCUCCAGAACACGCAUAAAUUGUUUGAUACAUUUAACAGACAGAGGAAACAGAGGAAAGUCCCGACAUGGAGAAACAUCAGCACUCUGUCAAGAGUUUUACUAAACAGAGUGAUCUCAAAAAACACCAGCGCAUUCACACAGGAGAGAAACCGUAUUACUGCUCAGACUGUGGGAAGAGUUUUACUCAACAGAGUACUCUCAAAAUCCACCAGCUCAUUCACACAGGAGAGAAACCGUAUCACUGCUCAGACUGUGGGAAGAGUUUUACUCUACAGAGUACUCUCAAAAUUCACCAGCGCAUUCACACAGAAGAGAAACCGUAUCAAUGCUCAGACUGUGGGAAGAGUUUUAAUCAACAGAGUACUCUCAAAAUACACCAGCGCAUUCACACAGGAGAGAAACUGUAUCACUGCUCAGACUGUGGGAAGAGUUUUACUCAACAGAGUACUCUCAAAAAUCACCAGCGCAUUCACACAGGAGAGAAACCGUAUUACUGCUCAGAGUGUGGGAAGAGUUUUAAUCAACAGAUUAAUCUCAAAAUACACCAGCGCAUUCACACAGAAGAGAAACCGUAUUACUGCUCAGACUGUGGAAAGAGUUUUACUACACAGAGUAAUCUCAAAAAUCACCAGCGCAUUCACACAGGAGUGAAACCGUAUUACUGCUCAGACUGUGGGAAGAGUUUUACUCAACAGAGUACUCUCAAAAUCCACCAGCUCAUUCACACAGGAGGGAAACUUUAUCACUGCUCAGACUGUGGGAAGAGUUUUACUCUACAGAGUACUCUCAAAAUUCACCAGCGCAUUCACACAGGAGAGAAACCGUAUCAAUGCUCAGACUGUGGGAAGAGUUUUAAUCAACAGAGUACUCUCAAAAUACAUCAGCGCAUUCACACAGGAGUAAAACCAUAUUUCUGCUCAGACUGUGGGAAGAGUUUUACUCAACAGAGUAAUCUCAAAAAACACCAACGCAUUCACACAGGAGAGAAACCGUAUCACUGCUCAGACUGUGGGAAGAGUUUUACUCAACAGAAUCAUCUCCAAAAACACAAGUGCAGUAACACAGGAGAGAAAACUAUCCCAAAUUUGUUUCACGGCAAUUAAAAGUGCAAAUCCUAAAUCUUUCAGACAGAACACCUUAUCCUACACUAAUGUAUUACUCUAUCACUUGGGACACGUUCCACCAGAAACAAAUAUGAACUGAAUUUAACAAUCGAUUUUACAGGUUCAGCAAAAUUAUUCUUAUCCAGGGAUGAUGUUUAUUGAAUUUCAUGUUAUGUUUUCUUGAAUGUUCGAUAUUCCAGAACAUUCUGCGUGAGACAGAGCUCAGUUUUUAGGGUAGUUACAGUAAGAGUUCAGCUCUGAAGAAGGGAAUGUCUUUCAAGUUUGAACUACGGCAUUGCCAGAGCUUGCUCCAGACAUUAGAUUAGCAUUAGAUUAACAUAGUCUUUAACAUUUAGAUGUCAUAGUUGUUAGGAGGAGAGUAGGAUUCUUGCAACUAUACGAUUUUGUUGCUGGAACACCCACUACACCCACUUUGCCUAUUUUUGGUGGCCUAAUGUAAUUUAAUAACUUUCCCCACCUGAACACACACAUACCACAAACCCCAUCCAGGAUGCAUUGGAAUUAGAAUAAAAGCCUUUGAUGACUCUUUUCACAACUCAAACUUACAUUUCAAAUUACAUAUCUGACUUUUUCAUCUCUCCAGUCCUCUCAAGAGACCUAAAUGCUAGUUGGGUAAACCUUGUACAUAUUCCUCCAGCAAACACUAAUUCAGACAACCGUCAAACUUUGGACUUCUACGACCUAUAAUAGUCACCAUCUGUGACUGUCUGCCAAAUGAGGUGGACCAACAGUGCCAUCACCAGGACGAAGACCCAACUGCAAAUAUAAUAUAAUUCAACUUGCUAAAAUCCACAGAAACGCAAUCCACAAAGAGUUACUGCAAUUUAAGAGUUUAUGCUUGGUUAUUCCUGCAAAGCAUUGAGAAAAUAAGACUCAUUUAGUUAAAAGAAAUGUUCAAAGCUUUGGAUUCCAUUCCUUGCCUUGUAAGCUGAAAUUCUGUGGUGUAAACUGAUCUCUCUCACACCCGUCAUAAAUUCUGAUCAACAGACUAAGAGCCAGGCAAAGAGAAUUUUUCGCAAAGAUGAACAAAUAAGAAUAUACAUUAACUAACUAAAAAGUUAUUUUACAGAAUAUUUACUAAAUAAUAUGCCACUUCUGGUAUAUGGGUUUAGAUGCUGUCCUGAUUAAAUUUUCAUACACAGUCAAGUCUGAAUCAACAGAUUUAACUAGCAUUUGAUAAUUUUGCUUUAUUUGGUUAUCAGUGGUUUAACCAUGUUUGUGUUAUCUUUUCAGUUAUUUAACUGGGUUUAAAUAAAAACAUGACUGUUUUCUUUUUGACAAGGUACCAUCCUUUGUUUCUUACUUCAGGAUUAUCUGGAAUGUUACCAACCUGUUUGUAGGAAAAACACAUAAUUUACAUUUAUUGAGACUCAAUUCUAAGAUUGUUUUCCUUGAAUUGAUCCUCAUGAAUCGGUACGCUGAAUAUUGUAUUUUGAUCCACUGUUUGAUUGAGUUUUGUUUUGGUUUAGUCUAUUAAUUCAAAAAAUAUGAAAUCUCAGAAAUUGCUCCAAAACCAAUGAAAACACAGACACGUAGGUUGCUCCUCCCCCAAAGCCCACAGAGCCAAUGGUAGCCUUAAGGUCCAAACAGAUUCAGUCAGAGAGUGACAGACAGAGUAGCGGUGGAGAAUAAAAGUGGAGAGUGUCCAGGAUUACGGAUGGAUCAGUUCAGUUCAAUCUUUAGUGGUUGUUGAGGAGUUUGGAGUUUAGCUCCUUUGGUUUAGCUUAGCAUUUUAGCUUCAGUUUAGCAAUAGCUUAGCAUUCUUAUUGCAACUCAUUUAACCUUCUUUAAGCAUAUUAAUACUAGCUUUCUUAGUUAAGACAACUAAAGCAAUUUUACGAUCUACGAAGCCACGCAUUAUGCAUACAAAGUUUCAGCUGAAUAGAGACCGUCAGACUCAACCCAGAAGCCACCAGUCCGGAAGCGACCAGCAAGCCAGCUGAGAGCGAAGGGAUUUUCCCGUGGGUUCUGAAGGGGCUCCGUGCUGACACCAGGAAGUCAAACCAUCUUGCAGACAGACUCACGUGAUUCUUUCUCAGGGUGAAGAAACAGACGACCACGCUACAGACGGACGGCACCAAUGCAGGCCCACUUUAACGUCUCAGAGUAAGGCAGAGCUGACAAAUGGUUUUGUGCUGGUCAUAGUUUGGUUGAAUCCAUUAUAAAUCUCCCUGUAGUAUAGACAACUUCUUUUCAGUUGCUUGGUUGUAAAUAAGAACCGGCUUUGUAGACUUAAAAUAACUUAGUUCAUCCUUUAGAAAUCCCAACUUAAUAAUUUCCAUUAGUCUGACAAGUUAUUCCUUUCUAUAACGAUAUUAUAACAUGAUUUUAUUUUAAAUCUCAUUUACCUUCAUGUGAUUUGAUAUCUAAUGGCUACAUUUAUGACUUUUUAAUGGAUUAUUAACUCAUAUCUGUGUGAUUUAAUAAAAUUCUUUUUAUAUUACAAAACCUGUAAUUUCAGUGU
Messenger RNA from Astyanax mexicanus (Mexican tetra), 3908 nucleotides. RefSeq names its product zinc finger protein 585A-like. Gene Ontology annotation, biological process: regulation of transcription by RNA polymerase II. Lineage: Eukaryota; Metazoa; Chordata; Actinopteri; Characiformes; Acestrorhamphidae. Gene Ontology annotation, molecular function: DNA-binding transcription factor activity; RNA polymerase II cis-regulatory region sequence-specific DNA binding. The coding region runs from base 386 to 1423 and encodes 345 amino acids. The transcript has 2 exons. The record is from RefSeq and is a predicted model, not a curated record.